Paramisgurnus dabryanus is the source of this 3536-nucleotide messenger RNA. The record is from RefSeq and is a predicted model, not a curated record. Lineage: Eukaryota; Metazoa; Chordata; Actinopteri; Cypriniformes; Cobitidae.
AUAUAAUUUCUGCCGAAGUUCUGCAUUAAAUACUGGUGGGGAUUCAAAUGACUUGUCUUUGACCAAUAUAUAUAGAGCACUGUUUUAAUCCGGCUGACAAGAAGUGAAAGUUUUGGAUGUCUGCCCAGCACGCAGUGUCUUAUACUACAUUUUGUCAGUGCGCGUGAGUGGGAUCUGCGGUGCCGUGCGUGGCUCCCCCCUUGCGCAGUGGACGCUCGCCUCUCGCGCAGGGUUUGGCGUGGAGCUUGUGCAGGACUGGCUGUGCUCAGCGCCACUUCCGGCUUCCGUCAUUUCAUUCUCCCGCCGAUGCGCGCUGCUCAACUCAGUGUGUUGUAUAAGCGAGCGAGCGGCCGAGCUGCCAACACUCGCUGACACUCACUCAUCUUAGAGCGCGCGAGCGAGCGACGCGUCUCUAAAACUCUCUUCUCCUUUGCUUUUCUUUUUUGUCGGUAUAUGAGUAAUAAAACAAGAAAGUGGACCGGAGGCAUAAAGGAGACAGGGAGUUGUUGGAUGGAAACGGGGCUAAAAAGAUUCAUCCUCUCUUGAACAUCAUCACCAACCAUCAUUCAUUCAUUACCUUGACAACCUCUGGCUUUGAUUGACAGCUGGAGUGGCAAAAAGCCAUGAGAUACGACAGUUUAGUUACAUGCGGGUUGUUGAUGGGCCGGCUGUAACCUUCAUUUUGGCGCUUGACUUUUUUCUUGCUUUUUCUGGUGGCAAAGUGGAAAAGCCGAAUAAUUGCCGAAAAAACUCCUGAUGCCUGCGCUUGUUUUCCACCAUACUGGAGAAUAGGAGAAUUCGGCAAGUUGCUCGGAAAAGGAAUCUUAGCAGUACAUGAGUUUGUGAGCGGACUGGGAAAUUAAAUCUACGACACAGAUCCAGAGGUUUAUUGGAGCGCAGGCUGAUGGCGCAAAGGUACGAUGAGCUGGCUCAUUACGGCGGCAUGGACGGAGUCGGUAUGUACGGGGAUCCUCACGCGCCUCGGCCGCUCCCGCAGGUCCAUCAUCUGAAUCACGGACCGCCGCUCCACGCCAGCCAGCAUUACGGCACACAUGCCCCCCAUCCCAAUGUCAUGCCCACCAGCAUGGGUUCAGCUGUCAACGACGUGUUAAAGAGGGAUAAAGAUCAGAUUUACGGUCAUCCACUGUUUCCUCUGCUGGCUCUGGUCUUUGAGAAGUGUGAGUUGGCCACAUGUACUCCGCGCGAGCCCGGUGUUGCUGGGGGAGAUGUGUGCUCCUCCGAUUCCUUCAACGAGGACAUCGCUGUUUUUGCCAAACAGGUCCGAGCAGAAAAACCUUUAUUUUCUUCAAAUCCAGAGUUGGAUAACUUGAUGAUACAAGCCAUACAAGUUUUACGGUUUCAUCUUUUGGAAUUAGAAAAGGUGCAUGAACUCUGCGACAAUUUCUGCCAUCGGUACAUCAGUUGUUUGAAAGGAAAAAUGCCGAUAGAUUUAGUGAUUGAUGAACGGGACGGCAGCUCGAAAUCAGACCACGAGGAGCUCUCGGGAUCCUCGACCAACUUAGCCGAUCAUAUGGGGCAUAUGGACGGAUGGCUCAAAUCCGACCGUCUCCAGAAUCCAGCGUCCUGGAGAGAUCACGACGAUGCCACAUCUACACAUUCGGCAGGCACACCGGGACCCUCCAGCGGGGGACAUGCGUCACAGAGCGGAGACAACAGCAGUGAACAAGGAGAUGGUUUAGACAACAGCGUAGCCUCACCCGGCACAGGCGACGACGAUGACCCAGACAAAGACAAAAAGCGUCAGAAAAAGCGUGGUAUCUUUCCAAAGGUCGCAACCAACAUCAUGCGGGCGUGGCUCUUCCAACAUCUCACACACCCGUACCCUUCAGAAGAACAGAAGAAGCAGCUCGCUCAAGACACGGGACUCACAAUCUUACAAGUCAACAACUGGUUUAUUAAUGCCAGAAGAAGGAUAGUCCAACCCAUGAUCGACCAGUCCAAUCGAGCAGGUUUUCUUCUUGAUCCUUCAGUGAGUCAGGGAGCGGCGUACAGUCCGGAGGGUCAGCCAAUGGGCAGCUUCGUGCUGGACGGACAGCAACACAUGGGCAUCCGGCCGGCAGGUCCUAUGAGUGGCAUGGGCAUGAAUAUGGGCAUGGACGGCCAGUGGCACUACAUGUAACACGUCUGUACAGGAAAGAAACGGAGGAAGUCUGCGAGUCGUGCUGGAGGAGUUUGUACCUCAGCGUGGUCCUCACCGACCCAAACCCUUCACCGUCAGCCCCCCGUGUAUCACAUUCCCCACACACCCAUGAGGCCACGCUCACGCACGAUGAACCGACUCCAACAGAACCCACCACGACCGCAGCACCGUCCACCACUCAAGGGAUCCCACCAGUUACGUCGUGGAUGAUAUUGACAAUUCUCCCUAGAAAGAUUUUUUUAAGGAAAAGAAAAAAGAAAUCAGACGCUUCAAGUGGACGAGCUGUGAUGAUUUUUUAUUUGAUUGUGAAUUUUGUUACGUUCAUUGCUGGAGGACCAAGAGCUGAAUGAAAACACUUUGUAAAGUCUUUGGUUUUUGUUCAGCUCAACUGAGGAUGUUUCAGUUUAAAACACACACACACACAUAAUGUGAGAGAGAAAAAAAUACAAAAGAGACUCCAAGAGUUGAAACUACUGUAGUAUAAAAGCAUAGAAACUUAAUGAAAACUUGUACAUUUGUAUCACUCACUUUAUUUGUUUCAUAAGCUUAUAGUCCUAGAGUAAAAAUGUUCCCCUGUUUUUUCACACUGUGUGUGCGCGCGCGCUGUCCCCUGAAGCAGAGACGCUCCGAUCGCAGCAAUAAGCAGAAUAAAGACCCGACCCGGACCAGAAUAAUGAAUGAUUCCUCCUCCUCCAUCAUCUUCACUUACUGCUGAUUGAAGCUCCCUCUCUUCACCUCCUGCAUUUCAUCUUUUUACUCCAUGAAUGAAUGUUAAACCUGUAGGUGGAGUUCUUUGUUUGAAUUGCCCAAGCACUGGAUCCUGUUGCUUUUAUACAUUUUUAUUUUAUUAUUAUUAUUAUUAUUAUUAUUAUUAUUAUUAUUAUUUUUUGUAUCUUGGACUCUCAGAGUAAGAGCCUUAUGAAGGAUGUGAAUCCUCACACACAGCAGUCUCGAUCUGCCGUACGGACCGUCGUUCCAAUGGAUUCUCGGAAUUCUCCGGCACAUAGAGUCGACGCACCGGAAAACUUUAAAAGUUUGACACAAAAAAGAAAAACACAACUUAAAUUAUGAACUCGAAAGCGAGAGAUUAUUGUAAGAAAGUUCGUACAGAGUUUUAGUCUAUUAAUUGUUUCAUGUUAGAUAUUCUGUGUUUACCUCAAUUGAAGAAGAAUGUUUUGCUAGUUUCAAAUCUGCUGUGACAUUGAUAUUGUAUGUCCAUGAAUUCCCCUCUUUUCCAGCACGUGUUGCUCACUAGAAGAUUAAAUACUGUCUCCCUUAAGCUUUGUCAGAAAGACAUUCAAUACUUGUAUAAGGACUGUGGCGUAAUGUUUCAAAGGUGUUCACUCACAAAUGCUGUAAUAAAUAUUUCAUUUUG